Messenger RNA from Puma concolor (puma), 2205 nucleotides. The record is from RefSeq and is a predicted model, not a curated record. NCBI's taxonomy places the organism in Eukaryota, Metazoa, Chordata, Mammalia, Carnivora, Felidae.
AUGACUUCUGAUCAGGACACUAAGGUCGUGGCUGAACCGCAGGGCCAGCGAGUCCAGGAAGGGAAAGACAGCGCUCAUCUGAUGAAUGGUCCCAUAUCUCAAACCACUUCUCAGACCAGCUCCAUCCCAGCUUUGAGUCAGGUACCGACAGCCAAGGUUUCAGAGCUAAACCCUAAUGCUAAAGUGUGGGGGACCCCCGUGCUGCGUUUGGAAGCGGGCAGUGCGGCGGAUGGCGGUGUGAGUGCAAACUGGGAGGAGCCGGCUGGGCCUUGCACAGCCUGCGGCCAGGAGGGAUUGGAUGCCAAUGGUGAUGGUGACAAAGGUCAUGAGAGUGUGGCGCUGUCGGAUUUGCAGGAGCCGGACCGACCAGCUGUGAGCACGUCGGCUCUGGACCGCUCAGAGUAUGAAUCUCCGCCGGAAAACAGCGAGACUGGAGGAAAUGAGUCUCAACCAGAAACCCAGGAGGACCCCCGAGAAGUACUCAAAAAGACAUUGGAGUUCUGCUUGUCUAGGGAGAACCUUGCUAGUGACAUGUACCUUAUAUCGCAGAUGGACAGUGAUCAGUACGUGCCAAUCACCACGGUAGCUAACCUGGACCACGUCAAGAAGCUCAGUACUGACAUGAACUUGAUUGUUGAAGUGCUGAGGUCUUUACCUUUAGUCCAAGUGGACGAGAAGGGAGAAAAAGUAAGGCCAAAUCAGAACCGCUGCAUCGUGAUACUGCGCGAAAUCUCCGAGUCCACCCCUGUGGAAGAAGUAGAAGCACUGUUCAAAGGAGACAAUUUACCGAAAUUCAUAAACUGUGAAUUUGCCUAUAAUGAUAAUUGGUUUAUUACAUUUGAAACAGAAGCUGAUGCACAGCAGGCUUACAAAUAUCUUCGAGAAGAAGUCAAGACUUUUCAAGGAAAACCAAUUAAGGCACGGAUAAAAGCAAAGGCAAUAGCUAUAAACACGUUUUUGCCAAAGAACGGAUUCAGACCUCUGGACAUGAGCCUUUACGCGCAGCAGCGCUACACGGCCUCCUUUUACUUACCUCCGGUCUACGGCCCUCAGCAGCAGUUCCCCCUGUACAGCCUGAUCGCUCCCCAGACGUGGUCGGCCACACACAGCUAUCUUGAUCCGCCGCUGGUAACUCCAUUUCCAAAUACUGGAUUUAUAAAUGGGUUUACGUCUCCAACCUUCAAACCUGCAGCGUCUCCUCUGACUUCGCUCAGACAGUACCCUCCAAGAAGCAGGAAUCCUAGCAAAUCUCAUCUACGCCAUGCCAUUCCCAGUGCAGAGAGAGGACCUGGACUGUUAGAAAGCCCUUCGAUAUUUAACUUCACUGCAGACCGUCUAAUUAAUGGCGUUCGGAGCCCACAGGCACGGCAGACAGGUCCUCCUAGAACACGGAUACAGAACCCUCCCGCCUACGCCAAGAGGGAGGUUGGGUCUGGUCGCGUGGAGCAGAGCAGCGCGGAAUCUCCCCCUGGUUUAGGGAGAGGGAGGAAGAAUUCCUUUGGUUACCGGAAGAAACGGGAGGAGAAGCUGACAAGGAGUCAAACUCAGUCUCCAACGCCACCAAAGCCCCCGUCCCCGAGCUUUGAAUUAGGACUGUCCAACUUCCCUCCGCUGCCAGGAGCGGCAGGCCACCUGAAGACUGAGGACCUGUUUGAAAACAGGCUGUCUAGCUUCUUAAUUGGAUCAUCAAAAGAAAGGGGCCUGAAUGCGGAUGCAAGCACGAACACGCUCCCUGCAGUGAGCCCCAGAGAGCCCUUAGCGCCAGCUGCCUGCACCCUGUCUGCAGCCUAUGGGCGCUCCCCCUCCCCCUCCCACCUGCCUGAGGAUCCCAAGGUGGUGGAGAAGCAGAGGGAGACCUCGAAUGUGGACAGACUUCCUUCUGCCCUCACUACAACAGCGAGUAAAUCGGUGCAAGUGAAUGGCGCUGCCACGGAAUUGCGAAAACCCAGCUAUGCGGAAAUUUGUCAGAGGACGAGUAGAGAGCCUCCGUCUUCCCCGUUGCAGCCCCCGAAAGAACAGAAGCCAAAUGCUGUUGGUUGUGGGAAGGAAGAAAAGAAGCUCGCCGAGAGAGAGCCCUGUGCCCCCAAGUCCAACCCGGGACCACCCAAAGACCAGAGGAGGCCGCCAGGCCGCCGGCCCUCGCCCCCAGCGGCCGGGAAGCGUCCACACAGAGAACAGAGCACCCCUCCCAAGUCCCCUCAGUGA